Molecule: messenger RNA, 2827 nt
Organism: Apodemus sylvaticus (European woodmouse)
Lineage: Eukaryota; Metazoa; Chordata; Mammalia; Rodentia; Muridae
Gene: Tbccd1
Product: TBCC domain containing 1
Exons: 8
Coding region: 458-2131 (557 amino acids)
Biological process (GO): maintenance of Golgi location; maintenance of centrosome location
Cellular component (GO): spindle pole centrosome
Source: RefSeq, a predicted model, not a curated record
GCCCGGAAGCGCUUGAGAACCGGAGCGAGUUAGGAGCGGAGAAAGAGCGCGCUGCUGUAGGAAACCAGAAUGUCCACCAAUCGCGAGGCUCCUUCCAGAUUCCGACCAAUUGCUUGAGAGAGGUCUUACGGUGGUUACCAGUCUGGAAACGACGCCAUGUGCACACGUGACUGGCGCGCGCUCACUGAAGUGCAACCCCAGGAGGUGUUAAAGUACGUGGGGCGUCUUGCCCAGGGAUAGGUUCUCACACUACAGACUUACUACAGUCCCGCUACUGUAUAGUAGAGACCUGGUACCUGGGAGAGACACUGCCGUAGAGACCGACUUAAGCUCAGAUUCGGCUUCCAGCACUCCGUCGCGGUGAGGCAACCCCAUCCCCACCCCACUUUCGAACCUGUUUUCUACAAAACUAAGGGAUGCAAAGGAGCCUGUUUGUCCAAAUGUCUUCAGAGAGACUAUGGAUCAGUCCCGAGUUCUCCUCUGGGUGAAGGCAGAACCUUUUCUAGUGGGUGCCUUGCAGGAGCCACCUCCAUCCAAAUUCAGCCUUCACUACCUCAGGAAGAUAGCCUCCUAUGUUCGAACUCGGGCCACAGAAGGUGCCUACCCACGCCUGUACUGGUCUACCUGGAGGCAUAUUGCAUGUGGAAAGCUGCAGUUGGCUAAGGAUCUAGCGUGGCUUUACUUUGAAAUAUUUGAUAAUCUCUCUGUGAGAACACCUGAGGAACGGCUGGAAUGGUCUGAAAUUUUGUCCAACUGCGUGACUGAAGAUGAAGUUGAAAAACAAAGAAAUCAGCUUUCUGUGGACACGCUGCAGUUCCUGCUCUUCCUGUACAUCCAGCAGAUAAACAAGAUCUCGCUGCGGACAUCGUUGAUUGGGGAAGAAUGGCCCAGUCCCAGAAGCAGACCUCAGUCUCCUAGCCCCACCGAAAGGCCCAGUUGUCAUAAUAAGAAUUGGAACGACUACAGUCACCAGGCGUUUGUCUGUGAUCAUCUGUCAGAGCUCCUCCAGCUGCUCCUGGACCCCGAGCAGCUCACUGCUUCCUUUCACUCGACCCGCAGCAGCCUGCUCUCCCGAGACGCUGUCGCAGCGCUCAGCUUUCUCAUUGAGGGCACCGUGAGCAGAGCAGAGAAGGUCUACCCCCUUCAUGAACUUGCACUGUGGCAGCCCCUGCACGCAGCAAGUGGCUUCUCAAAGAUCUCUAAGACUUUCUCUAUCUACAAGCUGGAAGCAUGGUUGAGAGCCUGUUUGACCACAAAUCCUUUUGGCCCAUCUGCUUGCUUCAAGUCUGGAAAGAAAUUGGCUUGGGCUCGCCAAGUUGAAGGUUCGACCAGAAGAGCUAAGAUUGCGUGCAAUGCUCACACGGCUCCUCGGUUGCACCGCAUCGUGGUCAUGAGCCAAGUUUACAAGCAGACACUGGCCAAGAGCUCAGAAACCCUAGAAGGAGCACACGUCAGGGCUCAUCGCUGCAAUGAGUCUUUUAUAUAUCUGCUCUCCCCCUUACGAUCUAUGACAAUUGAAAAAUGCAGGAAUAGUACCUUUGUAUUGGGUCCUGUGGAGACAGCUCUUCACCUACAUGACUGUGAGAAUCUAAAAGUCGUUGCUGUUUGCCACCGAUUGUCCAUCUCUUCUACAACAGGCUGCACCUUUCAUAUUAUGACCCCAUCACGCCCACUUAUUCUCUCUGGAAACCAGACAGUAACUUUUGCCCCCUUUCAUACCCAUUACCCAUUGCUGGAGGACCACAUGGCCAGGACUGGCCUUGCUACAGUGCCUAACUAUUGGGAUAACCCAAUGGUGGUGUGCAGAGAAGGCACUGACACAAAAGUCUUCCGGCUCUUGCCUCCUUCUGAGUUCUACGUAUUUAUUAUUCCCUUUGAGAUGGAAGGGGACACAGCAGAGAUUCCUGGGGGUCUCCCCUCUGCCUACCAGAAAGCACUGGCUCAAAGAGAACAGAAGAUACAUAUCUGGCAGAAAACUGUGAAGGAGGCUCGUUUGACAAAGGAGCAGAGGAAGCAGUUCCAGGUCCUUGUGGAGGACAAGUUCUAUGAGUGGUUGGUUAGUACAGGACAUCGGCAAGAGCUGGACAGCCUCGUUCCACCUCCAACAGCCUCCAAGCAAGUGUCUGGAUAGGACCCCGCAUGGAGCCAUGGGGCUCUAGAAACAUGAGAAGGAGCGGAGGACGGAACCCCUGAAGCAUGUUGGGAAGCAUCCCUGCUGCCUGCGAGACCUCAAGACUUCUCUAUUCAGGACCUGUGCUGGUUCCUGUUCUGUACUCAUCUGGGUUGAAUUUUAGCCAAACUUCUGACUUUCAUAAAAACAUCUUACUGUAGAGGGUCAGGAGGUCGGUCACACGUGUGGUGCGAAAUGGAACACUGGGCAAGGUAGCUUUGUGUACACGCCAGUGUCUUAGGCUGACAAGCUGACUUCAUAUUUUUAAUUUGUAUGAUUAAAGGGUUUUGUCCAAAAAAGCUAGCCAGGUGUGGUGGCACAUGCUUGUAAUCCCAGAGUUCAGCAGGCAGAGGCAGGCAGAUCUCUGUGAGUUCCAGCCCAGCCUGGCCUACACGGCAAGGAUCCUGUGUCUCAAAACAAACAAACAAACAAACAAACACAUAUACACACAAAAGAAAGGAAGGAAAAAAAAUAACAGUUGUGUGGUUCUUUGUAACUCUGUUUAAAAAGAGUGAUUGAAUGAUCUAUUGGUGCAUAAAUAUGGCAGAGAUAGUUUUAUAAAAUGGUAUUUUAGGCCUUAAAGUAUAAAACAUGGAAAUUGUAUAAUUUUUUAUUUUUUAUUUUCUGUUUCAAAUUUCAAUAAACUUUAAAAACUAA